AACUUCGUGUACUAUCUUAUAAUUAAUGAUUCCCUCUUUGUAAGAUUAACUAAGAGGCCUGGUUUAUUAGCUGGAUGACAAUCCCUCAUUCAGUGCCUCAAUCAGGCAGCGGGGGCUCCGUGCAUUUGAGUGCUGGCAGGGAGCUGGUUAACACUGACACGGCUGGCUGGUUUUAAUAGGGAGGUAGUGGAGAGAGGGCGAGGUACAGCACACAGCACAGCCGACACCUGCAAACACUUGACUGGACUCGUACAGAGAGGGAGCGCGUCUGACUCUGGAAUACUAACGGAUUUGCUCCUCAUGAUAUUGUGAAAGAUGACAGUGCGACUGGAAAUAGGAAAGUUUCUCUGAGCUCCGCGUAAUUCUCAAAGGGUAACCGGUUUGUGAACGCUAGCUCUAGUACUUUAACUACGCUGACUGGAAACUUUGGCAACUGAGAAAGAACGAAGAAACAACCUACGAAACUACAGACAAAUGGACAUUGACGCGUUUAGGUGCGUUUUGUGACUGUUUUGUUCGCAUCGGACAGCUGCGUGCCACGGAAUGUAACAUCUUCCAUCUUAAGUUACCUGGACAAGAAAUCUCAGUGGGUAAACUGCUGCUGUCAUUAUCAUCAUGAUGCAAACCCUGCUCCUCAUCUUGAGCUUAUGUGUCUGCGGUUGUCAUGGCAACACCCGCACAACACCCCGAGUGCACCUGUCAUAUAAAGAGUUACUGGAGACAAAAACCAUACGGCCGUUUAGUUUCUCUUUCAACACCAGUGACUAUCGAAUCCUGCAUAUGGACCAAGACCAAGGCCGGCUUUACUUGGGCAGCCGUGAAUAUCUGGUGUCUCUAGACAUGCAGAAUGUCAAUAAAGAACCCCUCAUUAUUCACUGGCCAGCAACAACACAAAGAAAAGGGGAGUGUAAAUUAACUGGCAAAGGUGGACAGGGAGAGUGUGCUAACUUUGUGCGUCUGAUUGAGCCAUGGAACAGGACUCACCUGUACACCUGCGGCACAGGAGCAUAUAAACCCAUUUGCACCUUCAUCAACAGAGGCUGGAGAGCUGAGGAAUACCUGUUCCGGCUGGUUCCUGGUUAUGUGGACUCCGGAAAAGGAAAGUCUCCUUACGAUCCCCGCCAGGAGAACGCAGCAGCUCUGAUCAAUGGGAACCUGUAUGCUGGAGUACAUGUGGACUUCAUGGGUACAGAUCCUGCCAUCUUCAGAACCUUGGGAGACCGUCCCGCCGUCCGAACCGAGCAGUAUGAUUCCCGAUGGCUGAACGAGCCUGUGUUUAUAAAAAUUCAGAAGAUUCCAGACAGCGCGGAGAAGAAUGAUGAUAAGCUUUACUUCUUCUUUCGGGAGAAGAGUUUAGAUUCCUCGGGGGGCAGCGCUCCGAGCGUCCUCGCCAGAGUAGGCCGAGUCUGUCUGAAUGAUGAUGGAGGUCAAAGGUCAUUGGUGAAUAAGUGGACAACGUUCCUCAAAGCACGACUGGUCUGCUCUGUGAUUGGCGCAGAUGGUGUUGAGACUUACUUUGAUGAACUGAGGGAUGUUUUCAUCCAGAGGACCCAUGAUGAACGGAACCCCAUUGUGUACGCUGUGUUCUCCACAGCUGGCUCUGUGUUUAAAGGCUCUGCCGUGUGUGUGUACUCAAUGGCUGACAUUAGAAAUGUCUUCAAUGGACCCUUCUCUCACAAACACGGUCAUAACUACCAGUGGACACCCUACACUGGCAAAAUACCUUACCCUCGCCCGGGGACUUGUCCUGGAGGAACCUUCACCCCUGAUCUCCACACCACUAAAGCCUUCUCUGAUGAGGCUGUAAACUUUGUACGUGCCCAUCCGCUGAUGUAUCAACCUAUAUAUCCAAUACACAAGCGCCCUCUGGUGGUCAGAACUGGAGUUGACUACCGUUUCACCACUAUUGCUGUGGACCUGGUGGAUGCUGUGGAUGGAAGAUACGAGGUGCUCUUCCUUGGCACAGAUCGUGGAACAGUCCAGAAGGUGAUUGUCUUACCAAAAGACAUAAGCACAACAGAAGAGCUCGUUUUGGAAGAGGUUGAGGUUUUUAAGAGUCCAGCUGCUGUCAAAACUCUGAAGAUUUCUUCUAAAAGGCAACAGUUGUACGUGUCGUCAGAGAGGGGUCUUACCCAGGUGUCCCUGCACCGGUGUGCCGUUUAUGGCAAGGCCUGUUCAGACUGCUGCCUGGCCCGUGACCCCUACUGUGCUUGGGAUGGAGAACACUGCUCAGCUUUCACCCCGGCUACCAAGAGGAGAAGCAGAAGGCAAGAUAUCAAACACGGAGAUCCUCUACGACAGUGCAGAGGAUUCAAUGCUAAAGUAGAGAAGCGUCUAAGGGAAACGGUGCAGUUUGGGGUUGAAGGGAGCAGCACGUUUCUGGAGUGCCAGCCAAGAUCACCACAGGCCACCGUCAAAUGGCUCUACCAGAAGGACGGGAAGCGAAAAGCACUCAGCCGAGACAAAGAUGUCUUGAAGACCGGUCAUGGCAUCCUGCUGAAAUCUCUCACCCAAUUGGAUGCCGGCCUUUACCACUGCCUGGCAACCGAGAACAACUUCAAACACACCGUGGCGCGCAUCUCCCUACGGAUCCUGGACCGGGAGAUCGUGGAGGCACUGACCGAGUCGGACGUCCCGAUAGAACCAGAGCACCGCCGCCACCAUUCCCAUCACCACCCACCACCGCCGCCCCCUCCCCCUCAAACCCACCCACCCGCUCUCCAGCUCCACCCACAACCUGAAGUGCGUCUCAUCAACCAGUACUGCCAGUCCUACAGGCAGCAGAUACAAAGCCAGCCACACAAAGCCAAACGAAACAACCGCAGGCAUACGGGAGAACAGGAAGAGGAGGAACUACAGGAGCAGUGAAUGGAACAGCACCUGGGACCCUGCUGACCAUGUCCCACCCAUGUGCCCCAUCACUAUGUACUUCCUCCAGGCAAACUUGGUCCAUUUAAUAAAAUGAUUCAUUAGUUUAGACUGAUUCAUUAGACGUAUCAGACUGUGUCUGAACUAGAUUAAUUUUCAUUUUGAAAUACGGUUUAAUGCACUUAGCUCCCCUAACUAAUCUAAAUCUGGCUGUGUUGUGCUCACUUCCAUAGCUAGCAUUAAACUACACAGUUUUCUAAUGAAUUCCUUUAAACGUCCAGCCACACCAGCAAAACUACUGCUGUUUUAUGUUAAACAUAAGCUAUUCCAUUCUAAUAUUCAGCACACAGAUGACUGCAGUGUAAAUACUAUCAUUUGAAACCAUUUAAAAACAUGUACAUUGUAGGCUUCAGAAGGGGUGAAAUUGAAAGAUCGCUGAAUUCGUCAAUCGUCUUUAAAACCCCCAGAUCGUGAAAUACAGUUGUGGAAGGAAUGUUCUGGAGUAUUUGAAGAUGGUUGGAUGUACGUAUCUGCACACUACAAUUAUAGCACAAUAUAUCUUGCCAUCAUUUUGACCACUGAAGUUUUUACUUUCCUUGGCAUUUGCAGUUUUUUUCCAUAUUAAAGUCCUUGGAAGAACAGGCCGGUUUGUAUGGACGACUAGGAGUGACAAUUAAAAUGAAAAUGAAUGUAAUAUAAAAGAAUUUAUUUAAAAUGAAAAAUAAUAGUAUAGUAAUUUAAACAUUAAAAAUUUAAAUUAAAAAAUGAAAUUAUAAAAUGAUAACAUUUCUAUCAUUUCAUUUUUAAGUGUUACUUGUAGUUCUCCAUACAUUUGAGCUUUAAUUUUAGUCUUGAUCCAUGACAGCAACUUCUACUAAAAAAGUGAUAUUUAAAUGUCAUUUGCAUGUUCAUUGUUUCAGAAAAAACUACAGAUAGAUUGAAAAUUUAAAAUUGGACAUUAAAUGGACAUUAAAUGUGGAUUGUCAAACUAAAUACAGUUGAAGUCAAAAGUUUACAUACACCUUGCAGAAUCUACAAAAUGUUGUUUUUCCAAAAUAAGAGGAAUCAUACAAAUUGCAUGUUGUUUUUUAUUUAGCACUGACCUGAAUAAUAUAUUUCACAUAAACUACGUUUACAUAUAGUCCACAGAAGAAAAUAAUAGUUGAAUUUAUAAAAAUGACCCCAUUCAAAAGUUUACACACACUUGAAGUUUUUGUGUAUUCGAACCCUUUCCAACAAUGACUGUAGGAUUUUGAGAGCCAUCUUUUCACACUGAGGACAGCUGAGGGACUCAUAUGCAACUAUUACAGAAGGUUCAAACACUCACUGAUGUGUGAGUGGAAACACAAUGCAUUAAAAGCUGGGGGUGAAAACUUUUGAACAGAAUGAAGAUGUGUACAUUUUUCUUAUUUUGCCUAAAUAUCUUUUUGUUUUAUUUAGUACUGCCCUUCAGAAGAUACAGAAGAUACUUACAUGUUUCCCAGAAGACAAAAUAUGUUACAUUUACCCUUAUCUUCAAAUUCAAAAAGUUUUCACCCCCCGGCUCUUAAUGCAUUGUGUUUCCUUCUGAAGCAUCAUUGAGCUUUUUAAUUUUCUGUAAUAGCUGCACUGAGUCCCUCAGUUGUAAACUUAUUAUUUUAAUACUAAAAAACUGCUUAUUUUCUCUUACGGACUACAUGUAAACAUCUUUUAUGUGAAAUAUCUUCUUCAGGUCAGUACUUAAUAAAAAUUAAACAUGCAUUUGUAUGAUCCCUCUUAUUUUGGAAAAAUAAUUAACAUUUUUGCAGAUUCUUGACUUCAGCUGUAUCUAAUACUAAAAAUGUUAUAUAUUUUGUCUCAUUUUGUAGUGGAACAAGCGGCUUUUUGCAACAUGAUUGGAUCAUUGCCCUGGAAAUUUAAAUGUUUUAUUUGGACAAGACUGUGGACCAAAAUGACAAAAAUAAAAAUUGUUUAUGGGGAUUAUGCAUCUGAAUUUCUCCCUUGUGAUCAAUGAAACCAGACAUUGAUAGCUAUUAAUGUGAAAAGCCUUGAUACGUACUUCACAUUGCAGUUUUGAUUGCAACCAAAAUACAAGUCAGUUUUUUCCAGUCUGUUUCUUGUCUUGUAAAACAAAUGCUUGUCCCCCAACUACGUAUCUUGAACUGCUGUAUAUAGAUACAGUUUUGAAGCCUGAUCUCUUCUAUUUUUGACUGUGGACUCUGAUGUUAGUCGGAGCACUAAAAACAUUCUCACUCUCAAUCCAUCGAAUCGAAACAUUUUGUAUUCCACGGUUUGUCAAUGGUGAAAUGUGGUCAUGUUUUUUGCUCGUGUUAAACACAGUAUCUGUGCUUUGUGUUGUGUGACAAUGACACAUGUACAUAGAAAAUGUAUGUAUUCGACUAUUCACUGGUCAGGAUUAAAAACUAACCUUCUCUCUUUUCUCAUCUGUCACGUGACCCUCUGUCUUUCUCUUUUUCUCUCUCUCUCACCCACACCAUACAACAUAUUUAUUGUGAGAGUGUACAUAUUCAUGUGAGUUGUGCUCUUUGGUGGUGGGACAGGGCUGGUUUUGAUGGAAAAUGUCAUUGUAUGUGUUGUUUAUUAACAGGACCAGGACACAUAGAGAGAUGCUGAGGAAAAAGAGGUAGAUGUUUUUGGAGAAAUUAUAAUCGGUUAACCUGUGUUUUAACAUUUGAAACGUUUAAAUUAAAAUACGGGCAUUUCUUUUUCAUUAGGCAUGAGAGAUUUCGUAUUUGCAGUGUGUUUUAAGCCAGAAAUGUCUACCUCUUCAAGCACUUUCUAUGGAAUAUCACUUGACACCAAACUGAAGGACAAAAGCAAGGGAAACAUGUUGUAUAAUUUUCUUCUGAGAACAUAUACUUUGUCUAGCCCACUAAUGUCAUUUUUUGAAAGGAUAAGAGACUGUUUCUCUUCAGUGGAUGUUGGAGGAAUAUUUAUAAUGACUGUGUAUAAAAAGCGCUUAAAGAAACGCUCUGUGGUUUUAACUCGAGACAUGUUAUCUGGUCUUGAAGGGUGGAGAACAUACUCUAGAGUCCAAACCACAUCUCUUUCCCGUCCACAGAGAAUUUAUUGUGCAGAAUGACAUCCGACACAACUUCUCUGGAGAACUUUAAUGCCACAUAGACUUUCUUUGUCUUGUUGUGUCGUUCCUUUGGUGUUGGUUGUUGAACUAAACAGAAACUUCCUAAAUAUGGUUGCUUCCUAAAUAUUUCCUCUUUGUAUUUACCGAUGUUUGUGUAGGUUCAUGUUAAUGUGAUUGUUUGUGAUAAAUAUUAUUUUAUUAUCAUGUUAUUCUGGGAUUUGGGAGUCCUAAUAGGUGUUUUUUAAAGCAAUAACAAUAAACUGCUGUUUUUUGUUUUUA
Molecule: messenger RNA, 6229 nt
Organism: Labeo rohita (rohu)
Lineage: Eukaryota; Metazoa; Chordata; Actinopteri; Cypriniformes; Cyprinidae
Gene: sema3gb
Product: sema domain, immunoglobulin domain (Ig), short basic domain, secreted, (semaphorin) 3Gb
Biological process (GO): negative regulation of axon extension involved in axon guidance; axon guidance; negative chemotaxis
Molecular function (GO): semaphorin receptor binding; chemorepellent activity
Source: RefSeq, a predicted model, not a curated record